AUGACCAUUGAAUACUUCGUCUUUGGGACUUUAUGGAUAGUUAUUCCAACACGAACAAUUAAUGAAUUAGGUACAAUUCCAUUCUUUUGUCCAAUGGAUUAUGAUUAUAAAUUUCCUCAACUUCGUUCAGUAUGUCAAAUAAGAACGACGAAUUUGGUAUUCAUGUGGAUAACUUCAAUUUCCAUUUUGCUUGCGUGGAUUUGGACGGUGCUUCCUGAAUUACUCACUCCUAAGGAGGAUGAUGAUGAGAAUUAUGGCGAAAAAGGAAAAGCAUAG
Molecule: messenger RNA, 276 nt
Organism: Funneliformis geosporum
Lineage: Eukaryota; Fungi; Glomeromycota; Glomeromycetes; Glomerales; Glomeraceae
Source: the annotation of a GenBank genome assembly